AUGUCUGAAUAUCAAGUUGAUUUUCUCUAUCGAGAGAUUCCUUCAGAAGUUACUAAGGAUAUUCUAUCCUUUCUCCAAUUUGAAGAGAAACUAUUCGGUUCGGAAUGUGAAUUCAUCAAGUAUUUUUUCGGCAGAUUUAGAAUAGGAAAUAUAAACUUGAUAUUCAGACAUAUUUUCAUUCCAAAUGGUCAACUGGAAGAACUUACUUUUGAGAAUGGUCAUUGGACACCAAAAGUAUUUUCAUAUUUAAAACCUGAACUGCUUAAAAACUUGAAAAUAUUUAAAAAGAAUGGAAUUUACAAUGAUUUUGGAGAACAUUUAUUGAAAUUCAGUUCGAUUACUGAGCUAGUUGUUAAUUAUACAGCAAUAGAAGAGAUUGGAGUUUCGAAUCUUGUAUCACAAAUGCCCAAUUUGGAAAGAAUAAGCUAUUAUAACGACAAGUGUUUAAGAAUUGACUUUCCCAAAUCGAUUGGAAAGAUUAUUUUAAAAGAAAUACAGAAAUAA
This is a messenger RNA of Naegleria gruberi, 504 nucleotides long. RefSeq lists its product as uncharacterized. The transcript has a single exon. The coding region runs from base 1 to 504 and encodes 167 amino acids. NCBI's taxonomy places the organism in Eukaryota, Heterolobosea, Eutetramitea, Acrasida, Naegleriidae. The record is from RefSeq and is a predicted model, not a curated record.